CAACAGUUCUCGGCAAGCAAACAUUGCGUGCUCGGGCAGUGUGGGCCCGGUGUGGUACAUGCUGCUUUACUCUUAGUUCUGUUCAAAACACGACCAAGUCUGGACUCCCAGCAUUGCAGUCUAUCGCUGUUUUAUCGCUGUUAUCUCUUCGCGAUAUCGCUGAAAAAACAUAAACUAAUUUUAAGACGCUUUGUGUUUGGUGUUGUAUCUAUGUGCUUGUUGAUAAAGUGCGUUUUGGUGCGUUUUUUCGACUGGGUAGUGUAAAGUCAUUUUAGGAGGAAUCCUUGUACAAAACCUUCUUAAAAUGACUGCACUUGAAUCCAAGUGAACAAACCUAACCGUAUAGUGACCGAGUGACAAAAAACUUUAAAAAUGACAUCGCACUUUCGUUCGGCAACCCCUCCGCCCAUCCCGGUGCACCCCACGCGACCCAAAUCCUUGAUGGAGACCCUGCUGGUCGCCAAAAUGGAACAGGUGGCCCUAGGCCACCCCGGCAGGCCCUUCUUGCGAACCGACAGCGCCGAUUCGAACAGUUCGAUGGGAUCUGUGAACUCUGCGACCAGUGAUGUGUGCAGGUGCGACGAUUGUUUGCUCGGCAUAGCGGAUUUGUAUGCGCAGGAGCACGGGGCGGACGACGACAGUAAAAAAAAGAAAAAGUUUUCUUUGGCUGACCAGGGUACCCACAUGUCAAACAUAACAGGAUAUGUUGUUCCAGGUUUGGAAUUAUAA
This is a messenger RNA of Brassicogethes aeneus, 729 nucleotides long. The record is from the annotation of a GenBank genome assembly. NCBI's taxonomy places the organism in Eukaryota, Metazoa, Arthropoda, Insecta, Coleoptera, Nitidulidae.